AAACUCGGAUCUCAUUCUUCUGUUCACAAAUGUCGCUGUUUCUGUUUCUGUUUCUACACUCACUACCUUUUUGCUAUGCACUCGAAAAUGACAAAGGCUGAAGGAGAUUAAAUUGAUGAACUAAUCAGAAAUCGAUGUCAAUGUAAAGGUGAAAAAAAGCAAAUUGCCCAAAUCGCGAAGAUGAGAAACGAGGUGGUGGUGGCGGCGGCCGUGACAACGGCAGCGGCAGUGGUCGGCGUAGCUUUACUGUUGAGGCACUGGAGACAGCGCAGCGAGCGGCGGUUGAGGCACGCGCAGAGGAUCCUUCGCAAUUUCGCGCGGCGCUGCGCCACUCCGGCGGCGAAGCUUUGGCAUGUCGCCGAUGAAUUGGCCGCCGAAAUGGAAGCCGGCCUUUCCUCCGGCGAGAGAGGCGGCAACCUCCGCAUGCUUGUCUCUUACGCCGCACCACUUCCCACAGGAGAAGAGAAAGGAACAUAUUAUGGGAUAAAUCUGAGAGCAACGAAUUUUGUUAUAGUAAGAGCAACACUUGAUGGCAAAAACGAACCACUCAAUCAACUACUCAAACAAGAGGUUCCGAUUCCUCCGUCUCUAAUGGCUGAUGCUGAAUCUUCCAAGGAAUUAUGUGAUUUGAUUGCCUUUGAGCUGGCGAAAUUUAUUUCAGUACACAGUGAGAGCACAGAUAAUAACAAGGGUGAAACAGUAAAAAGAUCAAAACUGGGAUUUACAGUAUCAUCAUUUCCAGUAGAUCAUCAAGCUCCACCGUCUGCUGCCAUCGCCAUCAAAUGGACCAAUUUACCCUUCAACGACGCAGCUCGGAAGGAAUUAGCAACUGAAGUUAACCAGGCAUUGGAAAAGCUCGGGCUAGACUACUUGCGCGUUUCUGAAGUUGUGAAUGAUACUAUUGGUGAUUUGGCCGGAGGAAGAUAUUACAGCAAAGAAAGUGUGGCUGCAGUGACUUUAGGAAUCGGUGGCACAGAUAUCGCCUACAUCGAAUGUCCUCAACAAAUUUCAAGCCCAGUAAAAGAUUCAUCAAAAUCCAAUGAAACAGUUAUUAAUAUGCAAUGGGGAAAUUUCAGUUCCUCUCAUCUCCCAUUGACAGAGUACGAUACAUCCUUAGAUGCUGAAAGCAUUGACCCUGGAGCCCGGAUAUUUGAGAAGCUUAUUUCAGGCAUGUAUUUAGGAGAGAUUGUAAGAAGGGUAUUACUUAAGAUGGCCCACGAAGCGGCCUUAUUCGGCGAUUCUGUGCCUCCUAAACUAACUAUUCCUUACUUAUUAAGGUCACCAGAUAUGGCUGCAAUGCACCAAGACACAUCAGAGGAUUACGAAGUAGUACAAGAGAAACUAAACGAAAUUUUCGAUAUAAACAAUUCGACACCGAUGGUGAGAGAAAUAGUGACGGAAAUUUGCGACGUUGUAGCGGAGCGUGGGGCCCGCCUAGUUGGAGCUGGGAUUGUGGGGUCUGUUAAAAAAAUGGGAAGGAUCGAAAACAGGAAGAGUGUGAUUAUUGUAGAAGGAGGGAUGUACGAGCGUUAUAGAAUAUAUAGAAACUAUGUGCAGAGCAGCGUGUGGGAAAUGGUGGGGAACGAGUUUUCGGAUAAUGUGAUGAUUCACCAUUGUCAUGGAGGCUCUGGUGCUGGUUCCGUCUUUCUCGCCGCCUCACAAACUGCACAUUCUUGAUUUUCUUUAUUAUUACAACUUUUUUUAAGGUGAUUUUAUGAUGUCUUUUGUUGGGGACCAUUUAAUUUUGGAUUAAUGAGCUGUUAUUUGAUUAGCAAGUUAUUGAAGAGGAGAUAUUUUUUUUUGGUAU
Erythranthe guttata (spotted monkey flower) is the source of this 1807-nucleotide messenger RNA. It is a transcript of the gene HKL3, whose product is annotated as hexokinase-like 3. Gene Ontology annotation, molecular function: ATP binding; D-glucose binding; hexokinase activity. The record is from RefSeq and is a predicted model, not a curated record. Lineage: Eukaryota; Viridiplantae; Streptophyta; Magnoliopsida; Lamiales; Phrymaceae. Gene Ontology annotation, cellular component: cytosol; mitochondrion. Gene Ontology annotation, biological process: carbohydrate metabolic process; intracellular glucose homeostasis.